AUGGAGCGGUCUAGAUUGUUCGCGUCUGGCUACUCACUUUCACACCUUCUUCGCUCCGAAGAAUACUACGACGUGAACAUAGGCCACCUUCUAGGUUGGUUGAACAAGUUCUCAGAGACGAAAGAGCCAAUGCACCUUGACAAGUACUUUUCGUACACCGCGUUUGACAAUGCAGGCGAGGCAAUCUUCUCACGCUCCUUCGGGUUCAUCAAAGAAGGCGAAGAUGUUGGCGGCUCUAUCGCCAACACUCGGAGUCUGGCGCGACACAUGGGCAUUGCCGGUUACUACGUAUGGAUUCUGCGUCUUCUAGUUGCGAAUCCUAUCAUCACGUCUUCGAAACUGCUGCCCAUGGGACACAUGUUCAAUGUUGCGAUGGAAACUCUGCGUCAGAGAAAGACAGAUCCAGACGCCCGUUUUGAUAUCAUUGCCCACUGGUUGCGGACCCAUCAAGAAUCCCCCGACCUUCUCAGCUACCGAGAGGUUGAGGCACAAACGACCACGACCCUAGCCGCUGGCUCGGAUACUUUGUCGUGCGUCCUCCAAACCUUUGUCUACUUCAUGAGUAAAAACCAGAACUCAUGGCAACGUGCCAAGGAUGAAGUGAAGACAGCCAUGAGGGAAGGCCACUGCCUGGAUCAAGUCAUCAGUUAUGACGAUGCUCGAAAGCUGCCGUUCCUGGAGGCAUGCAUUUAUGAAUCUCUGAGAAUGUUUGGGCCUGGUCCAUUCCAGCUUCCGCGGGUAGCGCCCAAAGACGGGAUUACUAUCGGCUCAAAGUACUUCCCGGCAGGAACCGUCUUGUCGAUUAAUCCGCAGUAA
Molecule: messenger RNA, 816 nt
Organism: Diaporthe batatas
Lineage: Eukaryota; Fungi; Ascomycota; Sordariomycetes; Diaporthales; Diaporthaceae
Exons: 2
Coding region: 1-816 (271 amino acids)
Molecular function (GO): monooxygenase activity; heme binding; iron ion binding
Source: RefSeq, a predicted model, not a curated record